AUGCUUUGCUCGGCCGUACCUUUGUUCCUGGCGCAUGACCUCUCCGUGAUUCCUGACGGCGAAACGGAGAACGAUCUGAGGGAGAUCUGGGGCUCCUUCCUGGUCGCGCGCGACCUUCACUACGGCCUGUCUAAGGUCGGGGCUGAAGUUUAUUUGCCGCAUUGCGUGGUGCGGCAAUUCGGUCUGAUUCAGACGGUCUCACUCUUCCCUCUGUCAACGAACCGGCUCUCGUCUUGGAGGGCCAAUGUCUCCCAGAGCCAUGGCGUGGCUGGGAUCUCCUUCCAGCUUCAGAAAGGGAUGACCUUUCUUACCCUGAGGAUGUGGAAGCAUCGAAAUGCGUUCGACGAAGAUGGAAGGGUCUGGUAUGAGGACUUCAUCUCGGCCAGAUUUAUUCGGCCAGUUGAAGAGGCCACGAGGGAGGCCCUGAAGAAUGCAGAUUGGGAUCCCCUUCCUCCUAAGUCUGGUAAAGGGAAGGAGGCCUCAACCGCGCUUUCUCGGCCGAGUGCCCCGGCUGCGGUCGUGUCCAGAGUGACGACCCUUCCUAUGGCUGAAGUAACGGUCGUGGCUUCAACCGCGACCCCAUCCUCCAGGGCGACGACCGUGGUGGGGGCGCGAAGGACCUUGGCGCACAGGACCGUGCCAUCCCCUCCACUAGUUCGACCGGGCCCUGCUGCUAGUGAGUAUCGAUUUUCUCGUAUUCUUUCUUCCAUCUUUCUGAGUUUCGUAGCUAACUUCGUUUUAUCUCUUGAAGCCCCAGGCCGUAAGAGGAGUAGAGAGGCCACUAUUACCGAAACCGCGGCUGCUGAGGCCGUGCUAGUGGGGAGUGCCGCGGCCGAAGUGGAGGUGCCAGAGCCGCCGAGAAAAAGAGUCCUCCUCAUCCUUUCAGAAGGCGAGGACAAGGAGGAAGUCCCUCCUGCGGUUCUUUUCUUGCAUAGCGCGGCGGUGGAUGUUGAAGUCAUUGCUACAGAGGCGCCGGUGGUUGAGGAAACCAUUGCCGAGGCGUUGGGUACCGAGGCGGCCGAUACUGAGGUAGCAGUUGGCAAGGGGAUAGUCACUGAGGCAACAACUGGUGAGGCGGCCGUAGCUGAGGCCACGGCUGGUGAGGCGGAGGCUAGAGCAGUCAAAAUGGUGGUUGCAGAGGUGCCAAGCGCCGAGGCAGCAGCUAUGGAGGUGCCAAGUGCUGAGGCGGCCGCUGCAGAAUCGCCUUUAGCGGCCUUGACCGGGGUAGCGGCCGUGCCUUCGUUGGCUGCCAUGGUCCAAGUCGGGCCGCCGCCGGUCACUCCCCAUCGUCCCAGCAGCAUUGUGAUCCGCUCGCCCCCCAGAGUGUCCUUGCCUCUGACCGUGCCCGUUGUCUCGGCUGCGGUGGCCGUGACUCAAGAACCAUUGGGCGAGGAUGAUAUUGCGGUCGUUGAGCCCCUGGCCACCGCCACUCCUAUUUUAACUCCAACCGCCUCAGUCAGCAUGUCCAUGCCGCAACCGCCUUUAUCUCAGGAGUCAACGGUCAUGACCGAGCUUGCGGUCACCGAGAUCUCUAUCGUGCCACCGGCCGCUGAGAGCCUGCCACCUCAGAUGACCUCGCCGAACUGUACGCCAGCCUUCACGAGGAGGGAUGUAGCUCGGUUUCGGACCCCUUAUACGAGGAUUCUAGGGCCGCUGUUGAACGGCUCCGAGAGUUCCUCUUCUUGGGAGUCCACGAAAUGA
This is a messenger RNA of Prunus armeniaca (apricot), 1701 nucleotides long. NCBI's taxonomy places the organism in Eukaryota, Viridiplantae, Streptophyta, Magnoliopsida, Rosales, Rosaceae. The record is from the annotation of a GenBank genome assembly.